ACUACAUGUACCAUCAAAGCUUAGAGUAACAAUCAUCUCCUAACUCUUUCCCUAACGAGAAAAGCUAGCUCUUUCCACUUCUCAAAUCUUGUUAUAUCUUUUCUUUCAUCUCCACCUCCUCUAUUUCUUGAUCAUCAUCAUCGUCUUGAUGAAUCCUUUAUGAGCUGCUUCUUGUUUUCUUUAGCUUGUGGAACAACUAUAAGUAGGAGAAAGAGAAGCCUUUAUGAUAGAAUUGAAGGGCUUCUUUUCUUCUUGUUGUGUUUCUAUCUUUUUCUUCUUCUUUUGGUGAUCAGAUGUGCACCAGAGGCCAUUGGAGGCCGGAGGAAGACGAGAAGCUCAAAGAGUUGGUUGCUCGAUAUGGCCCUCAAAAUUGGAAUUCGAUUGCUGAAAAACUUCAAGGCAGAUCAGGAAAGAGUUGUAGGCUGAGAUGGUAUAACCAAUUGGAUCCAAGAAUAAAUAGGAACCCCUUCAGUGAGGAGGAGGAAGAGAGGCUUCUGUCUUUGCAUCGUGUGCACGGCAAUCGAUGGGCGGCUAUAGCUCGAUUAUUCCCUGGCAGAACUGAUAACGCGGUGAAGAAUCACUGGCAUGUGAUUAUGGCAAGAAGAUGUAGAGAAAAAUCUAGGGUUCAAGCAAAGAGAAGUAGUGCUGGUUGUUGCACCUCAGAGAAGCCUGACGACAAUAAAAAGAGAAAGCUUGAAGCACAAAAUAUAGAACAAACAGUGACCAAGUAUUGCAGAAGUUCUCAAGAGUACUCUUCUGUAAAUAAGUGUCAUCACAAUCCUAGUGAUAUUUUUUCAGGAAUUCAUGGCAGUAGUUCUAAUAUGACUGAAGAUAGAGAAAACUCAGUCGAAUUCUAUGAUUUUCUUCAAGUAAACACUGACUCUGAAAACAUGAAAGAUGGCCGGAGAAGCUUGGACAAAGAGGAGGACAAGGAGCAGCAUAGUGAAGGUAGUGUACAAUUCAUAGACUUCUUGAAGGUUGGAAGUUCAUCAUGAAUUGAAGUUCCCUCAGAAUUCCCUCAAAAAGGGAAAUUAUAUUACAUAUAUAUAUAAAUAUAGCUAGAUCUAGUCCGCAUACACCCUAACAUUGUGAAAUGCAGGAGUAGAUGUCACAUAAGAUGCUUAGCUUAUUUAUAUAACUACUUUGCUGCAUUGAGGAAGGGUUCUCUUUUAGUGUUGAGGAUCAACAACAUUGUAGAUAGUUCAUGGCAAAGUGUACUUGUUUAUACAACUGCUUUUAAUUAUGUUAUCACAAAAUGGAAUCGAUGAGAUUCCUCGGAACUAAUGAUGCUGAUAUCUCUGCCAAUUGCUUGAGCUUACUUGCUUGCUUGCUUGCAUUUCUUAAUGCAGUUA
This is a messenger RNA of Dioscorea cayenensis subsp. rotundata (Guinea yam), 1352 nucleotides long. Its product is annotated as transcription factor MYB52-like. The record is from RefSeq and is a predicted model, not a curated record. Gene Ontology annotation, biological process: regulation of DNA-templated transcription. Lineage: Eukaryota; Viridiplantae; Streptophyta; Magnoliopsida; Dioscoreales; Dioscoreaceae. Gene Ontology annotation, molecular function: RNA polymerase II cis-regulatory region sequence-specific DNA binding; DNA-binding transcription factor activity, RNA polymerase II-specific. The coding region runs from base 294 to 995 and encodes 233 amino acids. Gene Ontology annotation, cellular component: nucleus. The transcript has 3 exons.